Penicillium taxi is the source of this 786-nucleotide messenger RNA. RefSeq lists its product as uncharacterized. Bases 1 to 786 code for a protein of 261 amino acids. The record is from RefSeq and is a predicted model, not a curated record. NCBI's taxonomy places the organism in Eukaryota, Fungi, Ascomycota, Eurotiomycetes, Eurotiales, Aspergillaceae. The transcript is spliced from 2 exons.
AUGGGAGCUGGUGGUGUUAUAUUACGCUUCUUCGGUCUUGCUAUCCGUGCGCUGCAGUUCCUUGACUCCGCAGUCAUCCUCGGCAUCUUCUCUUAUUUCCUUGCCAUUCUUCACCACCAUGAUCAGCCUAUAGCACAAUGGAUAAGGGCCGUUGAAGGUCUAUCUGGUGCUGCCACUCUCUAUGGCCUGCUAGGCACUUUAUUUGUCUGCUGCCUCGGCGGCGUGACGUUCUUUGCCUUUAUUGCCGUCGUGCUAGAUGUAUGCUUUGUCGGAGCCAUGGUCGCAAUUGCCGUUAUGACUCGCAAGGGUACGCAGAAGUGUACGGGCACUGUCAACACGCCGCUCGGAUCUGGUCCCGCCAGUGACGAUAUUGCCAAGUUGAACAAUGAUCUCAGUUACCACUUGUCCUGCGAAUUGGAGAAGGUCACGUUCGCAGUCUCAAUUAUUGGAAUCUUCUUCUUCUUGAUCUCUAUUCUCUUCACUGUGCUGCUGGCACGCCACCACAAGCGUGAGAAGCGCUUCGGUCCUUCUCCCACUAAUGGUUACACCUCCGGAAGUCGCAGCAAAUGGUUCAGUCGCAACAAGCAAAGCCCAGAGACAGCUCCCGCAGAUACACUGCCUGUUUACCCAACUCCAAAUGAAGUGGAGAUGGGCCACGAUACCAAGAGUGAAAAGAAUUGGUUCGGCAAGAACCAUAAAAAGAACGUUCUCGCCGAUGACACUUAUGCCACUCCUGCUGAGGGCACGUAUGGCUACGGUAACUCGGCCUAUACUGGCAACUACUAA